AUAAAGACGCUUCCUUACGUCACUUCCUGUUUAAACAUGGCUGCGCCCUGGUAAAUGUCACAUCUGCUGAAAUCACGCAGUUAAAUUUCGGAUUUUUUCUUACUGAACGGCCUGAAACGACAAGAGGCCGGAUCUGAGAAGUGGUAUUUGUUUCAUUUAACGUGUACAGAGGAUAUUUGAGCAGAAACUAUGGUGCAUUUAUCAUCUCUCCUCCUGAAGACGUACCGCGGAGGUUUUGUUGUCAUCCGGCUCGCUCUCGCGGGUCACAAACAAGCCAACAGACCUUUUUACCGCAUCGUGGCUGCGUACAACAAAAGAGCGAGAGACGGCAAAUACAUCGAGCAGCUGGGGACGUAUGACCCACUCCCUAACAUCUACAACGAGAAGCUCAUCAGCUUCAACUUCGACCGGAUCAAGUACUGGAUCGGUUGUGGCGCUCACCCAACAAAACCAGUGGCCAAACUUCUGGGGUUGUCAGGAUUUUUCCCGCUGCACCCCAUGACGAUAACAGAGGCAGAGCGUCGCAGAGCGAAAAUGGAGAAAACCGAAGCUGCAAAACCUGAGGAAUCUCCAGAGGAGGGACAGAAGGAGGUGGAAGUGUGACAACUAAAACUUAGGACUGACUAGUUAAAAAGAAAGCUUUGUGUUUAUGACUGGGAAUUCCAUCAGAAGCAACCAUUAUUCUUUGUGUUCUUUGGGGUUAAGUUGCAGAUCAUUGCUGAUUUUUUACCUCUUUUUUUGAAAGACUUUCCAGUAACACACCUUUUUUUUUUGCAAUUGACUCCUAACCUUAAAAUCCACUCCUGUGUUUUUUCAUUGGUUUUCUGUAAAGUCAAUAGUGAACAUCAGCAUGAUCAAACACAAAUAAAGGAGUAAGACAAAUG
This is a messenger RNA of Nothobranchius furzeri (turquoise killifish), 884 nucleotides long. It is a transcript of the gene mrps16, whose product is annotated as mitochondrial ribosomal protein S16. NCBI's taxonomy places the organism in Eukaryota, Metazoa, Chordata, Actinopteri, Cyprinodontiformes, Nothobranchiidae. Gene Ontology annotation, molecular function: structural constituent of ribosome. Gene Ontology annotation, cellular component: mitochondrial small ribosomal subunit; ribosome. Gene Ontology annotation, biological process: mitochondrial translation. The record is from RefSeq and is a predicted model, not a curated record.